Adineta steineri is the source of this 474-nucleotide messenger RNA. The record is from the annotation of a GenBank genome assembly. Lineage: Eukaryota; Metazoa; Rotifera; Eurotatoria; Adinetida; Adinetidae.
AUGCAAAUAGCAGUUAUCGUCGAAUUUUUAGUUUUAUUUCUUCUUUCAACUAAUCGUCGUCGUGGUUCAAUAAUUUUAGUUCAAGCUGAUUCAGCAUCAUGUCGUAAACAAGUCGAAUGUUUUAUAUGUGAUUCACGAGAAAUUCAAGAAUGUGAAGAUUCAAGAAAUUUUUCACAAGUACAAAUUCCUACGCGUUUAUGCGAUGAUUAUUGUUUAAAAAUGUGGACACGUGAAAAUGAUAGUAUAACAGGAGAUAAUAAAUCAAGUGCAUUACGUUAUGUAAGACGUGAUUGUCAUAAAAUAUUUCAUUAUCAUAUAAAAAAAGCUGAAACAUGUUAUAAGCAUAAAAAACAUCGAACUGAUUCUCUAUGUUUAUGUGGAUCGGAUCGAUGUAAUUCAGCUAUGAAUUAUAAACAACAACAACAACGAACGUAUUGGAUUUUUUUCAUUUUUUUCUAUUUUUUAUUGUAUUGA